UAUUCAGCAGCACGCAGUUGGCACGACCCAUUGUCGACGAAUUGAGUCAUCUAACUGCGUUCGCUACGGUGCCAUCUGAAUAUUUUUUAUCAAAUGCCGGGCAUAAUGUGCUCAGUUUAAUCACGAGUAUCAUGAUAAGCAAGAACCCAAAGUCGAACUUCCUCAAAACCGUAAGAAGAGCAGCAGUUAUCGGGUUCGUUUUGGAAGCAGUCAGUUUUGCAGUGUGUUAUGCUGGCUACCACAGGUUGAACACAGAAAGAGAUUUUCGCUUGUACAUCAGAGAUAAUUAUCCGUCAAUUCUGGACUUGUACUACAAAGUAGGUGAGACUCUAGGUGACAGCAAUCUCAGACAACAGGACAACAAUAUCUGGUUUGCAACACAAUCCAGAAAAUAAAUGGCAUUUGGGAAGUAUAUGUCCUCAGCUAUUUGGCUUGUUGCUGGUGGUUCACUAGGGUAUGCUCUAUUAGUUUAUUGCGCACCCAAUGAAGCAGGAAUAUCUCAAGCUGCAUUGAAUUUGCCUGGUGUUGAAAAGAACCCUGCAAUCAGAGCAAAACAGAACCAAGAUUUCAUCAAUGUUUUAAAGGCUGCUAGUCAAGAUAAGAAACCAUACUAUAUAUUACCUAAAGAAGAGCUACAUAAGGAAAUUGCUAAGC
Dalotia coriaria is the source of this 654-nucleotide messenger RNA. RefSeq lists its product as uncharacterized. NCBI's taxonomy places the organism in Eukaryota, Metazoa, Arthropoda, Insecta, Coleoptera, Staphylinidae. The record is from RefSeq and is a predicted model, not a curated record. The transcript is spliced from 3 exons. Bases 132 to 395 code for a protein of 87 amino acids.